Molecule: messenger RNA, 399 nt
Organism: Microthlaspi erraticum
Lineage: Eukaryota; Viridiplantae; Streptophyta; Magnoliopsida; Brassicales; Brassicaceae
Source: the annotation of a GenBank genome assembly
AUGGUGAUGCCGUAUCUUCCGUCAGAAUUGGUAGAGGAAAUACUCUCUUGGGUUCCGGCCACAUCUCUUACAAAAUUACUAUCUACUUGCAAACAAUGGAACGCUUUACUCAAAGACCAAAGAUUCACAGCAAAGCAACUACGUAGAGCUCCAAAGCAGCCUCAAAUUCUCAUGUUGAAGGAAUAUAGGCUUUUUCCAACAAGCGUUGAUGUCAACGUUGUUCCUCCGUCUUUAGAGCUUAAAGAUGCACUAAGCCUAAAGGAUCCCGAUUCUAAUAAGCCAUCAAAACAAGUCCGUAUAGCCGAAGUUUAUCACUGCGACGGUUUGUUGUUGUGCAUCACCAGGGACAGUAGAGUUGUGCUGUGGAAUCCGUGUUUAGGGGAAACCAGGUGGUAUUGA